Suillus paluster is the source of this 1440-nucleotide messenger RNA. RefSeq names its product major facilitator superfamily-domain-containing protein. The record is from RefSeq and is a predicted model, not a curated record. Gene Ontology annotation, cellular component: membrane. Bases 1 to 1440 code for a protein of 479 amino acids. The transcript has 10 exons. Gene Ontology annotation, molecular function: transmembrane transporter activity. Gene Ontology annotation, biological process: transmembrane transport. NCBI's taxonomy places the organism in Eukaryota, Fungi, Basidiomycota, Agaricomycetes, Boletales, Suillaceae.
AUGUCACCACUUCUGCCGUCAUCCCUGAAUGGUGGUGAACCCAAAGGCCUUUCUCUUACUCGCAAGCUCGUUCUGCUAUGGAUGUUCUGUCUUGCUCAAUUCUUGGACGCUUUCAGUCUCGCAUCUCUCUUUUCUGCGAUUCCUACACUCGAAGGCUUAACUUUUUCAUCAUUCCUGCUUAUUAGUGGCCGUCUGAGCGACGUAUACAACCCAAAAAUUGUGUUCAUCGGAGGAGUGUCCAGCCUGGGGGUACUCUCGCUGUGCGCCGGAUUUGUCGAUGACAAGAUUACGAUCCUUGUUCUCAGAGCAUUGACUGGAAUAGCUUCUGCAAUGACGAUUCCCUCUGCCCUAACACUCGUCGUCAAGUUAUUUCCCGAUCCGCUCGAACAAACUCGAGCAAUAGGGUUCUUCGGAGGCUGUGGCGCAAUCGCUAAUAUUAGCGGUCUCGUGAUCGGUGCAAUGUUCGUCCAAUGGGCGUCUUACCAUUGGGUCUUCUGGUUUGUAGCGUGCAUAGCUUUGCCGGUGGCUCUGGCUUGUGUUUUCAUCAUACCAUCACAAAUUGGAGAGUGUGCAGACACUCUUGAGCCUGAAGAGGCGAAAUGGGAAAAUCUCGAUUUACUCGGCAUAGGUAUUCUAACCGUUGCCUUCAUCUUGUUCGUCUUCGCUGUGUCAUCCGGUUCAACUAAUGGUUGGACAUCUCCAAUGGUGUUGGUCCUCCUGAUCGUAUCAACUUUAAUGGUGGUUGGUUUUUUCUACUGGGAGACGCUCUUGCCUGUGGAAAAAGCUGCAAUACCACCCCGAACGUGGUUUUACAACAACUUCUCCGUGCUGUUCGCAGUUGCACUCUUGCCAUACUUCUGGUGGAACACGGUGAUGACAAUGUUCAGCACCAUGUGGCAAAGUGUGUUCUACUGGUCGGUAAUAUCGUCGGCCAUACACAUGUUGCCACUCGGUAUCUUAGCUUUCCCUAUGACUUUUACCGGACCACUUUGUCGCAUCUUCAGUCCAAAGUGGAUUAUUCUCACCGGUUUGUCAUUGUGCAUGGUCGCUACCGUAUUGCUGGCGCUUGGUGGGGGGAGGCCCGAGAACUAUUGGUCGUAUGUGUUCCCGGCUUUUUCAAUAGGCACCGUAGGAGUCACGUUGACUUAUACACAUACGAACAUUGCUAUUUUGCAAGCUGCGCCUUCAUCUAUGGCUGGCACAGUUGGCGCCAUAUUUAACGGCGCCCUUCAAUUUGGAUCCGCUAUUGGCCUCGCUGCUAGCAGCUCGAUAGAGACAUCCGUGGAGGCCACCCAUGGGGGUUCGCAUGAGUACGCAGGACGAGCGGCCACAUGUUGGUUCAUCCUUGGAAUCGUGGCUCUUCAAUUCAUUUCGAUAUCAAUAUUUUACGACCGCAGUACGGACCACCAACCCCGACCAAAGCAUGACAGCCCCCCGUAA